Molecule: messenger RNA, 2517 nt
Organism: Lolium perenne
Lineage: Eukaryota; Viridiplantae; Streptophyta; Magnoliopsida; Poales; Poaceae
Molecular function (GO): protein dimerization activity
Source: RefSeq, a predicted model, not a curated record
CGCUGCGUGCGGUCCUCCAAAAAGAUCCAACGCACCUUCUUUUCCCCCCCUCUCUCACUCGGUCCUCUCACACCCAAACCCCCUCUCUGCGGGGAGCGCCUCUCUAGUCAGUCCUCCUUCCAUCCCCAACCUACCACGCCGCUCACUCCUCGUCGUCCUCCUCCUCCGCUCUGUUGGACCCGCGCGUGGAGUAGAGAUCCAUCCUGAACCUGGAUUGCCUCCAUUUGCUGGUCAUUUGUGUGGUGAACAAUCUGAAGCUCCGAGGACUGUACCUGGCGCUGGCAGCAUGCGGUGGUUGGGUCUCUUUGUAGACGUAUUCCGCCAGGGGAUGUCCUUGAACCUCUACUGCCGUGUUAUUCUGUAAAAUUACCGCAGUAUACCUUGAUUCAGAGGUCUCUGGAGCAGUUCAGGAUUCCCCUUCUGGUUGGCGUUUCUGUGCGGCCCCUUUCUCUGCACACCUUUUGGCUCAUAGGUCUGCCAAGGUAGUUUAGAAUUCCGCCGGGCGUUUCUGUUCCCGUAGUUGUUCAGUCAAAUCUCCCGAGGAGAACGGAGAAGAGUACUGAUGGUUUGGAAAGCGACGGCCCAGACAAGAUUCCGCGUGUUUAUGCAUCAGAACGGAAUCGCUGUGAGAGUUAUAUCUUGCUUCCAGUCGUUGCAGAAUUGCCAGGCUGAAUACUUCCGACACCUCCUCAAACCCGUCAAGUAGUUCCACUCUGCUCUCUAGUUUUCUGCUGAAUAGGACUUGUGUCGUUUAGCCCUUUCUCAAACACAAUACAAGUGGAAGAACAUCCUGUUCAUCUGAAUUCCUGCUGGUAAUUCUGUUUGGUGAUUGUUUCUUGAUGGGAGAAAAGACUAAUCCUUGGUGCCAUUGGCCUAAUUCUCCAUGGAAAUUAAAUACCGACAGCUCUACAAGCAACCCCUGCCCACCUGACGUUGGUCAUGAUAGCACCAAUUCGGUGACAUUGCCCACAUGUCUGAACAGCCUUGCCUACAUCUACCCUGGAGUUUCUGCACCGGUGCCGUUGUUUACAGCAUCUAUUGCUGACAAACCUCUUCCAAUGACUUCGAGGUUUGUCGCGAUAAUGGCCCCCUAUGUAGGAUCAUCCAUAGCUGAUCCUCCAAAAAAGAGAUCUCUGGUUUUCUUUCAGAAUGAGAAACUUACUCCAACUGCAGGUCCCUUCGUAAGGAAAUGGGCCUUGGAUCCUGUGCCAGAACUGGAAGCUAGCAAUGAAACUAAUGUAACUGAUGUUGGAGCACAAGGCACCGAUGAUACUCAUGAGAACACCGAAGAUAUUAAUGUGCUCUUAGAUUCCGACUCGGAUGAAGGGUAUGAGAAAGUGCAUGAAUUGAACAAAGCCCCUGUGGACAAUGACACCAUGAGUGUAGAGUCAGUAGCCAGCGCUGGUGCUAGCUUAGGUGCUGCCCAACUAUCCAAGAAGAGAAAACUCUGCUCUGGUUCCGACAGGUCUGUUGUCGACACAGCCAGCUCAGCAAGGGUUGAUUGUUCAAUUGGACAGAGGCAUCUAGGCAAUGACGAUGACGCGCAGUCCUGUUGCAUUGGUGAAGUAGAGAGUGGCCACAAGUUUGCUCUCGCUAAGGAUGGAGAAGAAGCAGAAGAUGACAGCCCUGAUGAUCGGAAGCUUAGAAUAGAGAGGAUACAAGAGACUGUUGCUGCUCUCAGAAAGAUUGUUCCUGGUGGCGUUGCGAAAGAUGCCACAGCUGUUCUUGAUGAAGCAAUCUGCUACUUGACGUCUCUUAAACUCAAGGUCAAGACGUUGGGAGCUGUCUCUCUCUAGCUAGCUCCUUGGUAGUUCCGAGUUUGCUCUGAUAUAUUUGAGCUGCGACUACAAGUAAAAUUACUAAGUUGAAGGGGCCAAUUCAGUCCCGUUUGGUGCUUGUGACGCUCACGGGGGGCAGAAGAAGGCACAUACAAUGGCACAAGGCUGCAAUGGUUACAGUGGGCAUGAGAACUGCUUCAACUACAACUGGUAUGCAUGUACUCCUCUGGGUGUAGAUAACUAAGGAUCAUGGCGGCCGCCAAUUCCGGCCAAUUCCAUCACCGUGCACCUCCUCCCUCAAAAGGCCCCUGAUGGUGCUGAUGGAGCAAUGAGUAAACGCAACGCCAUAAAGAGCUUUGGUUGAGUGUGAUCCAAAGCAAAGGAGGCAGGCAAGAAAGGAAGGUGUCCAUGCAAAGCGAAUAGUCCCGUGCUGUAUGCGUUCAUGGCUUUUGAACCAAAGGCAAGAUAGCGCAAGGUAGGUGUUAGUGUGUUUCCUGGGGUCCAAGUCUCCCAACAAAGCGUAGUGUGCUCGCCUGAUAUGGAGUAGAACUCCCAGUUGCGCUCUUUCCACCCCCCUGCUUUCUGUUACAUAUAUAAUACUCCGUGUAUGCUUUGCCUGUGCAUCUUGAUCUCCUGCUUUAUACGCGUUGUAAUGUAAUGAUACUCCGUCGGCUCCACUGGUGCCUCCAUUAUUUGACUCAUUGUACGCCAGUAUGGUAUGGUUUUCUUUUUGCACUGU